Messenger RNA from Hevea brasiliensis (rubber tree), 1743 nucleotides. RefSeq lists its product as uncharacterized. The record is from RefSeq and is a predicted model, not a curated record. Lineage: Eukaryota; Viridiplantae; Streptophyta; Magnoliopsida; Malpighiales; Euphorbiaceae. The transcript has 8 exons. Bases 315 to 1481 code for a protein of 388 amino acids. Gene Ontology annotation, biological process: regulation of peptide transport. Gene Ontology annotation, cellular component: membrane.
CACUGCUGACACCAGAACACUUACCUGAGAAACUCAUAACUUAAUCGCAAGAUUGUUGUUGCCUUUCGUUUCGGCGAACAAGAAUAGUUUACUUGUCAAUUUCGCCUCACAACCACGCGUGGAUCUCAUAUUCUCUCUAGUUCUCACAGCUUCUCGAAAGAUGAAGAUUUUAUAGCAAAUUCAAGAUUAGCCAGUUCACUUUUGGCUUUAAUUUUUCAUUCUACUGAGAUUUUGGUUGUUUUCUUGGCAUUUUUAGGCAAAAUGGCUUGGAAAUAUAAAGCUGGGUUAGGAUUGAUUGGCACGGUUGUGUUCAUAUGGGUUGCUUCUGCAGAGGUCACUCAGUCUUUUUAGGUUCUCAUGCGUCUUAUUUCCUACAGAACAUCUUUGAAAAGUAUAAACAGCCGUUCGCACUCACGUAUCUUGGGGUGUCUCUUAUGGUGGUCUAUCUACCCAUAGCGUUUAUAAAAGACUGGUUCUGUAGUUUAUUUCACACUUACUUGCUCAAGGACAUCUACGGUGGCAGCUCUAUUACUAGCUCUUCUACUGGACUUGAUAUCCCCCUUACAACCAAUGAUAUGUACCAAGGCCCAGAAACUGAAGCCAGUUGCUGCCUAGUAACUGACAAAGAUCCUCUCAGUCAAAGGGAGGAGGGGUGGCCUGUGAUCGUGAAGAAGGGCGACGAAGAACCUCCCUUACUUGAACGGCAUUGCAAAGCUAGUUCAUGGGAAGUUGCCAAGUGCAGUUUAUGUCUUGCUCCAAUCUGGUUUGUGGCAGAGUAUCUAUCCAAUUCAGCUUUAGCAAAUACAAGUGUUGCAAAUACAACUGUCUUGACUUCUACUUCGGCACUCUUUACUCUUUUCUUUGGAGCUCUUCUUGGCCAGGACUCCAUAAAUGCUGCCAAGUUGGUUGCUGUGUUUAUCAGCAUGGCUGGUGUAGCCAUGACCACAGUUGGAAAAACUUCAGCAGCAGACGAAAUGUUAAGCGUCUCUGAGGCAAGAAGGCAUUCAAUCAUGGGGGACAUAUUUGGCCUUUUCUCAGCAAUAUCAUCUGGUUUAUUUGCAGUACUGCUCAAGAGAUGUGCUGGAUCAGAAGGCGAGAAGGUUGAUAUGCAAAAAUUCUUUGGCUACAUUGGUCUUUUCACCCUUCUUGGUCUUUGGUGGCUUUUGUUUCCACUGAAUGCUGUGGGGAUCGAACCAGCUUUCAGGUUUCCACAUUCAACAUUUGUUGGUGAAGUUUUGCUGUUAAAUGGCUUUGUGGGGAGUGUUCUGUCAGAUUACUUGUGGGCACUUUCUGUGAUUUGGACGACUCCACUAGUUGCAACAUUGGGCAUUUCCUUGACAAUACCGCUUGCAGUGGUGGCUGACAUAGUUAUACAUGGCCGUCACUACUCUGCAACCUACAUCUUAGGAUGUAUUCAGGUUUUUGCAGGUUUCAUUAUAGCCAACAUUUCAGAUAAAUUUUCACUCAAGAGAGAGUUAUAGAAACAGCAACAGCAGCAGCAACAGCCAUGAACUGUUCUAAGAACAUGAUCCUGUAAAUGGGGAGAGCAUACACCAAAAUCUUGAAGAAUGCACUGUUAGCUCUCCUGUUUUAGAGUGUUCAGAUAAAUAAUAGUUGGCUUUUUAUGAGCUGCCUGCUACACUAGACUCUUGUAUUCGCUUGGCUAAUGCAGUUAUGUAAUGGAAUUCCAUCUGAAUUACAAUAAAUUGCAAAACCGCCGCAUAAUGGUUCUUAAACUUUCAA